Molecule: messenger RNA, 366 nt
Organism: Penicillium griseofulvum
Lineage: Eukaryota; Fungi; Ascomycota; Eurotiomycetes; Eurotiales; Aspergillaceae
Product: CTAG/PCC1 family protein
Exons: 2
Coding region: 1-366 (121 amino acids)
Cellular component (GO): EKC/KEOPS complex
Source: RefSeq, a predicted model, not a curated record
AUGGCUCUCAGCCAAGCCACCAAUCCCGAAUUCCCUUACUCGCUCACAAUAUCUCUCCCUCUCCCAACCAAUCGUUUGGCAUCAUGCGCUCUACGCGCCUUGGAAGUUGACGCCGAACUAUCCCCCUUCGUGCGACGGAGUUUCACCCUUGAAGCUCCGGCGGUGCAAACAUCAUCCGAACCGCAAGAAAAGAAGCAAAAACAAGACCCUGAAGAGGCUAAAACUGUGUUGAAGAUAACAUAUAUUGCGACGACAAACCGGAUGUUGCGUGUUUCUGUUAAUGGAUUUAUGGAGAGUCUGGGCAUCGUGCUUGGGGUUAUGACAGAAUUGGAUAUUGAUGUGCUGAAAUCCGAAAUGGAGGGUUGA